GCCCUAGCCCGGGGGCGGCAGGGCAGGGGACCCCCGGCGGGAGGACUUUGGGCAGGGAGGGGCUGUCCGUGGUUGGUCGGUCACGGGGUCUGUCCGAUGGCCGCGGGCUCCGCUUAAGGCUGCGCACCCCUCCCCCCAACUUGGGGACCUUCGGGGUAACUUCCCCGGGGUCCGCCCCUUCUUCUGAGCCUGGCAGCGCCGCCCCGGGGGGCUUGCUUUCAGGGGGCGGGGAUGGCCGCUCUGGGGGUCCUGGGCCCACCCCUGCCCAGCGUAACUCGGGAGGCGUCCGGGACCGCAGUCCCGUCAGCGUUCGGCUCGCGGCCGACGCUCGGACGCGCCCUCGGGGCUGGGCAGAGCUGGGGGCCCCGCUGGGGCAGGACCGCGCGCCUGGCCGGGCGGGGGAUCGGAGGACAGAGGAGCGGAGACCGCGAGGGUGGAGGGCGGGCGUGGCGGAGAUGUGGAGGCUACUCGUCGAGAGCUCCGCCCUGGGCGGCGGCCGAGCGGGGCCCUGCGGGACUGAUGGGUAGCGGCGCCGGCGAAGAGCAGCCUGGGGGCGGCAGCCUGAGCCCGGGAAUCCUUUCAAGUUCUGGGUUCUCUUUGUUGCGCAAUAGAGCCCGGGGGCCGUGGGGCCUCAUUGGCCCGGGGCCGCGACGUCACGCCGGAGCCCCGCCCGCAGACCCUGCGGAGAGAGUCCGGUGGGUCCCAGGUCCGCCACACCUGCAGCCUGCACUGCGGUGUCCUGGGGGGGCGCGGGGGGUGGCAGGGAGCGUCUCCGGGAUCCAGGUGGAGCGGGAAGCCCAGUCCUGAAAUGCUGCGGAGCCUGAGUGGGCUGCGGGAGAAACUUCCCAAUAGGGGGCGGUAACACCCCUGGAGUGUUGGGGCCUGGACCCUAGUGUCCCCUGCUCCCUGUGAUUGAGAAUGAACAGAAGGUGUCACCAGCCUGGAAGAAGGGGGUCUCCUUGUUUCCGCAGAGCCAGCCCCCUCUCACUCUGCAUUUGGAGACCUUGCUCUCCACCCCACCCCGGUGACACUCCUCCCCCAUCGCAGGACCACCACGCUCAGGAGUCCAUAAAGCCGCCUCCAUACUUCCUCCCUGUGCUGCACUGGGCUCUGAGCCUCAGUGUUCCCAUCUGCAUUGUGGGGACAGUAGGACCCAUCUUGCAGGGGCAGGAGGCCCAGAAAGACAACCUGAGCUCAAGGAACAAAAAAAUGCCAAGUUUCUGAGCAUUUUAAUGUUUCAGACAUCAGGAUUUUGAUGUCAGGCGAGUGGAGUUUGGAUCCUGGCUCGGGAACCUAAGAGCUUGGUUACCUCCCCUUAACCAUCUGUAAAAUGGGAACGAUGGCAGUCCUUCAGACAAGAUCACUGGGGGUGCGAACUGAGGGGAGUGUGCCUGUUCGAAGGAGGAUUGCCUCCUCCCUCUACUUGUAGGGCACAUUCUCCUGCCCACACAGACCUAGGGCCUUUCCCUGCAGUGAGACACUGCUCGGCUAGACUCAGGGAAGAACCGGCACCAGGAAGGGUUGUACCAGUGGCAGCCUGUGGCACCUUCCCUACCACUCUGGACCAGCAAUCAACAGGUGGGCAGUGUGGGCUGGGCCAGGCGCAGGGUCACAAGAGUCAGACAGCCUGCCUGCUUGGGCUUCUGAGGGAAGGCCUCCCAAUCUGACGGCCAAGGCGGCGCGAUGCAAGUAGAAGGAGAUGGCAGCCCGCCACGUGCAUGCCAAAUCCGGUUUUCUAUUCGAUAAUGUAAGCCUCUGCCCGCUCUGGACCCCUGGUGGGCUGCCAGACACCCCACCUGGCUGUGUGUAGCCUCAUUACCCUCCAAGCUGGGCUGUCCCAGGUUCUGGCUGGGGUGACUGUGCGUCUGCCUGCAGGUCUAAGGCUCGUGCACACCUCUGAGCUCAGUGUCUUGAAGAGACAGCGUAGCUCAGUGAGCAGGGAGGUCUUUGGUACAGACAUCUACGUGGCAAGCAUUUAUUGAGCACUUACUGUGUGCCUGGCUCCAUUCUAAGCGCUUUCCCUGGCUUAGGAUAGUCCCUUUUCCUAGCUUACCGGCUACCCACACACUUCUCGAGGCAGAUAGGGACUAUCAUGUCUACGUACAGAUGAGAAAACUGAGGCCCAGCUGAGUCACGUGACUGGCUGGGGAGCUAAAGCUGGAGUCUAACAGCUCUUCACCCCACACCGAGUGGCCUCUGUAUGCUGAAGUCAAGGAGGCUUGCUGGACAGCAGAACGGCUGGUGGAGGGUUCAGCAGGGCCACCUCACCCCCCACGCUGGGUCUGGGGUGGGGAAGGGGCGGCAGCUUUGCGAGCAGAAGCCUAAUGUUUGGGAAGGAAGUUCCCUGGCCCCAGAAGUCCCCCAGCCCCCGCUAAAAGGCCCUUAGUGGGCACUGGUGUGGUCCAGAUUAGACUCCUCCUGUGGGUCAGGGGCCUGGACAGGCCCACUGCAGGGGCACAGAGAUGAAUGACACCCAUCAGGACUCAAGAGAUCCUUCGGUGUCCGUGGGGCUCAGGCCACACCCUGCACGAGACAAGCAGGGGAGCCUGGCAGCAGGCUGGGAGGUGUCACUUCCCCUGUCCUGAGCGCCAGGGGCCUGCAAUGGCCUGUCCACCCCAAGCUGGAGACAGUCCCUGAAGGAUCACGUGGCUGUGUCUGGUUCAGUGGUGCCCAUAAGUGUUGGGGGCAACAAAUUUGCAGCCAAUGAGAUUACACAGGCUAGAGGGUGAGAAGGCCCAAGUGUAGGCAGCGUACAUAGUAGACCUGCACUGAGCACUGCACUUGUCCCCCACGCCACCUGCUCCAGGCUGUGGCCAGAGGGGCCUGCUGUGGGGUGCCUCACGUCAGAGGGACCGGCCAGUGCUCUGCGCAGGGACGCACCGAGCUGGGAAGCUGGGGGACUCACCGCCAGGCCCACUGGCAGGAUGGGGCGGCUCCCCAACACGUGCCUCCUGCCCCGCGUCCUAGGUCCCUGGUUCCUACCUAUCCACAGGCUGUCCUCGGGGGCAGGUUCUGGUCCCUGGACCAGCUACUGUCCCAUGCUGCCUGCGGCAUCCCAAGCAGCCGGGCCCGCCCCAGGCGCUAGAGAUGCGGCGUCUGUCCACCCCAGCCUCCCCCUGGAGGAAGCCUCAUCGUCCCCGUUUCAGAGUAGGACGUGGGUGCAGGGACUUUGCUGGGGCCACAUGGCUAGUACACUAGAGCUUAGUGUACCCCCCAGCCCGGGGUAGUGCCAGGGCCUGCCAGGCGUGCACGGCCACGGAAGGCCUGCUGGGGGCUGACCUGGGUAAAGCAGGCCGCCCUUUCCCAAGGUGGGCACGAGAGUGGCCCCCAGAGCAUCCCUUCCUUACAGGGGAGGUUCAGGGCACUCAUCCUCCAGGCAUGUCCUCAUUGGCCAAAGGAAGUGGGACCAAUGAAAGUGAGGGCCCCCAGCAUGCACUGGGGGUGCCUCGCGUGGGCUGCGUGAGGAUUUGGGGAGUUUGAUGGUGAGAGGGCUGGUUCUGGGACAGGACCAGGUACACACGCGUCACAGCGCCCACCUGGGCCCGGCCUGGCGGCUUCCCUGAGGAUGCAGGCGGCCUGGAAGGAAGCCUAGGUGCCGCACCUUGACCAGGAGUAGGUGGAGGUGAGGGGAUGUGCACUUAUUGAGCACCCCUGUAUACACCCCCUGGGAGCCAGGAGGUUCCAUAGAGGGCAGAGGAGGGCGAAGCGGCCCAGCCCAAGCCAGGACCAGACAGGCAAUGGAGCAUGAGGGGACCCCCUCUAUCUCGCACUCCCAAGAGCCCCAGGAGCUUCACUGCCAGAGCCCAAGGGAGAGUCCCUGAGAGCUCUUUGGCUCCCCCCGAACCCACUGCAGAUGCUCACGGUCCCUGGUGUCCCCAGGCCGCCACGUGUGAGGGCUGCUGCUCGGAGCUGAGGCCUGGCUUGAGGAGGAUGUCCCAGCCGCCGGCCAGCUCCCAUCUGCACCAUGAGUGAUGAGCGGCGGCUGCCUGGCAGCGCGGUGGGCUGGCUGGCCUGCGGAGGCCUCUCCCUGCUGGCCAACGCGUGGGGCAUCCUCAGCGUGGGGGCCAAGCAGAAGAAGUGGAAGCCCCUGGAGUUCCUGCUGUGCAUGCUCGCGGCCACCCACAUGCUCAACGUGGCCGUGCCCAUCGCCACCUACGCUGUGGUGCAGCUGCGGCGCCAGCGCCCCGACUACGAAUGGAACGAGGGCCUCUGCAAGGUCUUCGUCUCCACCUUCUACACCCUCACCCUGGCCACCUGCUUCUCCGUCACCUCCCUCUCCUACCACCGCAUGUGGAUGGUCCGCUGGCCCGUCAACUACCGGCUAAGCAACGCCAAGAAGCAGGCGGUGCACACGGUCAUGGGCAUCUGGAUGGUGUCCUUCAUCCUGUCGGCACUGCCUGCCGUCGGCUGGCACGACACGAGCGAGCGCUUCUACACCCACGGCUGCCACUUCAUCGUGGCUGAGAUUGGCCUGGGCUUCGGCGUCUGCUUCCUGCUGCUGGUGGGCGGCAGCGUGGCCAUGGGCGUGGUCUGCACGGCCAUCGCCCUCUUCCAGACGCUGGCGGUGCAGGUGGGGCGCCGGGCCGACCGCCACGCCUUCACCGUGCCCACCAUCGUGGUGGAGGACGCACAGGGCAAGCGCCGCUCCUCCAUCGACGGCUCCGAGCCCGCCAGGACCUCGCUGCAGAUCACCAGCCUGGUGGCCACCAUCGUCGUCAUAUACGACUGCCUCAUGGGCUUCCCUGUGCUGGUGGUGAGCUUCAGCAGCCUGUGGGCUGACGCCUCGGCGCCCUGGAUGGCACUGUGUGUGCUCUGGUGCUCAGUGACCCAGGCCCUGCUGCUGCCCGUAUUCCUCUGGGCCUGCGACCGCUACCGCGCUGACCUCAAGGCUGUCUGGGAGAAGUGCAUGGCCCUCAUGGCCAACGACGAGGACUCGGGUGACGCCCACCAGCACUGCGUGUCUCUGGGGGUCCCUGGGACCCAUUCCUGGAUGCCCCCAAGUUUCCACGGCCCUAAGCUUCUGCCCCGCCCUGCAGAAACCAGCCUGGAAGGUGGCAUCCCCCCAGACCUAGUGUUGGACCGCUCCCUGGACUACAGCUAUGGGGGUGACUUUGUGGCCCUGGACAGGACGGCCAAGUAUGAGCUCUCUGCCCUGGAGGGGGACCUGCCCCAGUUCUACCCUCUGCGGCCCUUGCAGGAGGACAAGAUGCAGUACCUGCAGGUAGGGACAGCCAGGGCUGGAGAUGCAAAUAUGCCUCUCCAAGGCCUUUCCUCUCUGAGCUCAUCUCACGCCUGCCACAGCUCCUGGGGCUGGCUUUCAUCCUCCCAAGACGGGCUGGCCCCAGGUCACAGAGCCUGUGCAGGUGGACCCAUGGGCGGCACCCCAGCCCCUGUGGCCAAGUUCGCUGGUGCUCUAGGAGGAUGGUCCAUUUGGUGCCUGUGUUGUUUCCUUGGGGCUCAGCACCCUACUCAAAGGGACUUCUCCCCAGCUGACCCAAGCUACAGAUGACAACACUGAGGUUUGAAGAGAUUGUCACUUGCCCCAAAUCUCACAGCUCUAAACCAGGGUGCCCUGGACCAGGCCUGGUCCCUGACCUCAGGCGGCCCUGCCCGGUGAGGGGAGGCUAGGCCCCCCUUUUCCAGGAGGGCAGCCCGGGUUAACCCCUUGGUCCUGACAGGUCCCGCCCACGCGACGCUUCUCCCACGAUGACGCGGACGUGUGGGCCGCCGUUCCGCUGCCCACGUUCCUACCGCGCUGGGGCUCUGGCGAGGACCUGGCCGCCCUGGUGCUGCCUGGCGGGCCCGACCGGCGCCGCGGCG
Messenger RNA from Globicephala melas (long-finned pilot whale), 5820 nucleotides. It is a transcript of the gene GPR153, whose product is annotated as G protein-coupled receptor 153. The record is from RefSeq and is a predicted model, not a curated record. Gene Ontology annotation, biological process: G protein-coupled receptor signaling pathway. Gene Ontology annotation, cellular component: membrane. Lineage: Eukaryota; Metazoa; Chordata; Mammalia; Artiodactyla; Delphinidae. Gene Ontology annotation, molecular function: G protein-coupled receptor activity.